GGGUGCAAUGAAGCUGAGGGCGUGGGAGGGCCGAGGGGCGCGCGGGUGAAGGUGCAAUUUGUAAGCAAGCCUCGGGCCCUUUGCGGAGACCGAGGAGCGCUCGGCCGGGCUAGGGGUCCGCGGGGAACCCCGCCCUCUGGGCCUCGCCUUCGCCCCGCCUGUCCCGCGCACCUGGCCUUGAAGUGGUGCAGCUGCGGGUGGUGGGCGCCGCGGUAAACCCGGAAGGCCCGCAUUCAGCCUAGUCUGCACCGGGUGCCCAUCCCGAGGGCCGCGUCUAACUUGGGGGUAUUCGGCCUGGGGUGGGCCUAAACGCGCCUCUUUUAGAACCGUGAGUUUGGGCUUAGGCCCCGCUGCUGGAAUAUUGGCAGUCCAAUUGGAAUUGCAACCGAACUGGAAGUGACACUAGAAAACAGGAGCGAGGGUUUAUGGCCACCUCGACACACACUCGAGCUAGUGACUCUCCCUGAGGGCUGUGGAGUUACGGAGGCCGCGCUCUUCCACCGGAGUCUUGCCCGAAUCCUCACCCUUUGCUUGCAACGCCUUCCCUUGGAGCCUUACAAAGAGGGUCCAACGCCUUAAGUGGCCUAAUGCGUGUCACUCCUUUGUCUCUGGCCAGGAGGCUCUCGCCCCAGGUACCGGUGCCCUCAGCCCAUCACACCCCUCCAAUUCCAUCUCUGGAAAUAACACCUCUCUCUUGGCUGCAAGGAGCAGGGCAAGAAAACGCUUUAGUAGAAGAGAGAUGGAGGGAGAGAGACUGAGAACCGGGGGGCAAGGGGGACCGGUGUUCUCAGGGCUCGCUGGUGGGAAAUGAUUGACAGUGCUUGAUUACUUUCCAGGAGAAAGUCAAGAGUUUAAAACGACAGCAUAUGAAACAAGGGACUAGAAGUCCCUAGAAAUUAAUUUAAUGAGCACAAAUCCUGAACUCGAGAUAGGCAUGGCAAGCUCAGUUGCCUUUCUGGGUUUAUUUGGUAAGAAGUGUUAGUGUUGCUUAAGUGAAAUUUUAAAAUGACACAGAAGCUUUAUUGCAACUAUAUUGAAAGUUUGGAGUAGGGAAAUUGCCACAGUAGUUCUGUUAAGCGAUGCCUGUUAGGACAAUCGAAAACAAAAGAUUUCGUGGUUUCAUUAUUAUCAUUUUAUUUUCUUCCUGAAAAUGUGCAAGAAGGGCUCAUCUGGGUGGCCUGUGGUUUGUUUGGGAGAGGGGUGGGGAAAUCCAUUCUGACUAUAAUUUAAAAGAGAACGAAUUCUUAAAAUAGAGAUGUUGAUGUUGCAGAAAACCCCCCCAACGGCACCUACUCUGCGCCCUAAAGACGCGAAAAGCGAAUGGAAGGCUCUGGCCGCCACUGCAGCUUCUGCAACCAGGCCCAAGGGGCUCCUGGAAGCAGUCCCUGAACUAAAAGUGGCGUUUAACCCCAAGAUAAUCUGCUCGUGUGGGCACUUGCAAAACAACGGAGCCCACGUGAUCCGGGGAUGUGGCGGAGGGAGGGUUGACAUUUACUACAAGGUGCAGCCGAGGAGGGGACGCGCGUGCCGCUCUCCCAGGUUUCGGUCGGCGGCCUGUGUUGUUGUCUCUGAGGCUCGCGGGGAAGGUUUGGCGGCGUCCAAGGCAGACCGUUCGGAGACAUUCAUCUUAUUUUGUUUGAAAAGGUACUCGUUCAAGUUGUCACUGUGCAACAGCUCGGAAUAAAGCUAAUUUGUGACUGCCCCUCCUGUCUUCCCAGGGGAUCCCAGAGGCAGCGAGGCGGACGCGGCGCUAAAUUGGGCGGAGACUCGGGGCCCCAGCAUUCCAGCGCGAGAGCUCGGGGCUGGGCAGCAUAGGGCUGGGGCCCGUGGACGAUACUGAUUCUCGGAAAAAUUGGGCCCAAGUGAAGUAAAGACCAGGGAACCUAGAGGGCCACCAGCGCGUUCCGGAGGUCGGGCUUUGCUCCCGCGAUCAUUUUGUCGGAGCAUCAGUUUCCCCAGGCGAGCGCUCCUGGAGCGCGGACAGGCUCUCCACGUCCCGUGCCGGUUCCGCGCUGCAGAAGUUAUUAGAGGGUCAGCAUUCCCUUGAGCCGCCGUCCGGGCCCUUACACCGCAGAGAAGAACGCGCGUCCCGGGGACCCUGCUGGGCUCCAGCACCUCCUGCAAACACGAGGCAGCGGGGCGGGGCCGAGGGUGCGGGUCACGCCCCCCUCGCCCAAGUCCCCCUCCACGGCCCGCUCCCAUUGGUCACGAGGGUGGCCAAUGAGCACUCAGAUCGAGGUCCUACCCAGAGUCUGACUCGAAAGCUCCUGCCAAAACUUUGGGAGUUUUUAGAGAGGAGUUUUUUUUUUUCCCCCUCUUAUUACUUUUUUUUUUUUUUUGGUAACUAACGGAUUAUUAUUGUUGCUGUUUUAAAUUUAGCUCUCAGGGCUUAGCUGUUUGGGUUUUUCUUUCGGUGCCCGGUUCCUGUCUCGCAGGCUUCCCUGGAGUGUGCGGAGCCACGGCCCCCGCCCGCCGCGUCGCCUCCGCGCCCCUCGCUCGCCCGCAGCCCGCGAGGAGCGCGGGUCCCGCGCCGCCUGGAAAGUGAGGCCAGGGCUGACUGCGACCGGCCGGGAUCCGGGCCUCGCCUCCUCCCUCGGUGGCGCUAGGGCUCCCUGGCCUCUCUUCGGUGCGGACAGAGAAACGAAAGCAGAUCGUCCUCGGCUGGGCUGCCGCCGCCUCCUGCGCUCGGCGCGUCCCUCCCCGCGCACCCACCCACCCACCCAUCCACCCGGCCCGGCCAGGCCGCGGCGGUCGCUGGGCGCACCCCCGCCAGGAUGUUCGCCGCCGGGCUGGCUCCCUUCUACGCCUCCAACUUCAGCCUCUGGUCGGCUGCUUACUGCUCCUCGGCCGGCCCGGGCGGCUGCUCCUACCCUCUGGAUCCCGCUGCGGUCAAGAAACCCUCCUUCUGCAUCGCAGACAUUCUGCACGCCGGUGUGGGGGAACCGGGGGCGGCCCCGGAGGGCCUGGCGGGGGCCUCGGCCGCCGCCCUCACCGCGCACUUGGGCUCCGCGCACCCGCACGCCUCUUUCCAAGCGGCUGCCAGAUCCCCGCUUCGACCCACCCCAGUGGUGGCGCCCUCCGAAGUCCCGGCUGGCUUCCCGCAGCGGCUGUCUCCGCUCACAGCUGCCUACCACCACCAUCACCCACAGCAACAAGAGCAGCAGCAACAGCCUCCGCCUACACCCCGGGCCGGCGCCUUGCAGCCCCCCGCCUCCGGGGCCCGGUUGGUCCCGAACCCUCAUCAUAGCGGCUCGGCCCCGGCCCCCUCCAGCAAGGACCUCAAAUUCGGAAUUGAUCGCAUUUUGUCUGCAGAAUUUGACCCAAAAGUCAAGGAAGGCAACACGCUGAGAGAUCUCACGUCCCUGCUAACCGGCGGGCGUCCUGCGGGUCUCCAUCUCCCGGGCCUGCAGCCUUCCGCCGGCCAGUUCUUCGCGUCUCUAGAUCCCAUUAACGAGGCUUCUGCCAUCCUCAAUCCCUUAAGCUCCAACCCGAGAAAUUCAGUUCAGCAUCAGUUUCAAGACACGUUUCCAGGUCCCUAUGCUGUGCUCACGAAGGACACCAUGCCACAGACAUACAAAAGAAAACGCUCAUGGUCACGGGCGGUCUUCUCCAACCUGCAGAGGAAAGGCCUGGAAAAAAGGUUUGAGAUUCAGAAGUAUGUGACCAAGCCAGACCGAAAACAGCUGGCCGCGAUGCUGGGCCUCACGGACGCACAGGUGAAGGUGUGGUUCCAGAACCGGCGGAUGAAGUGGCGCCAUUCCAAGGAGGCCCAGGCCCAGAAGGACAAAGACCCUAAGGAGGCGGGCGAGAAACCCGCAGGCGGAGCCCCAGCAGCGGACGGGGAGCAGGAGGAUCGGAGCCUCAGCCGCUCUGAGGGUGAGGCCGAGAGCGACAGCAGCGACUCCGAGUCUCUGGACAUGGCCCCCAGCGACACAGAGCGGACUGAGGGGGCCGAGCGGUCUCUGCACCAAACCACGGUCAUCAAGGCCUCGGCCCCGGGCGCACUCCUUUCUGCCAGCUGCGGUGGGAAUGGCGGCAGCAGCGGCAGUGGCGGUGGCGGCAGCUUUAGCUUCAGCAGCCUUAGUAGCAGCAGCGCCAGCGCGGGGAGCGGCGGCGGCGGCGCCCCAGAGUUGCUCCCUGCGCCCCAGCCCUCCCUCAGCAGCGCUCCCAAAAGUCCGGAGCCCGCCCAGCCGCAGCUCGGAGGCCUAUAGAUUGGACCAGGGCAGAGGGGACUUGGGGCCCAGCAAGCAGACGCUCAGCCGUCCAGUGUGGCUGGAUCUUGUGCCUAUUUUAUGGUGGCGGCCUGGACAGGGCCCGAGACGCCGCGGCGGAGCCUCCUUCCCGACGUUUGGGUCUCACUGGCCGCCUGGUGCAGUCCACACUGCACAGAGAGCAGGGCAGUGCUUCUCCCCCGGAUAGGAGCAGCUCACACUGUGAUGUGGGUGACUCAACAGUUCCUCCCCGCUGCAGGGGUCGCAGACACAUGCUGCACACAGGACGCCACAAACUUGUAAAUAAAA
Molecule: messenger RNA, 4520 nt
Organism: Hipposideros armiger (great roundleaf bat)
Lineage: Eukaryota; Metazoa; Chordata; Mammalia; Chiroptera; Hipposideridae
Gene: HLX
Product: H2.0 like homeobox
Exons: 4
Coding region: 2775-4211 (478 amino acids)
Biological process (GO): regulation of DNA-templated transcription
Molecular function (GO): DNA-binding transcription factor activity, RNA polymerase II-specific; sequence-specific DNA binding
Source: RefSeq, a predicted model, not a curated record